AGCCACUACACUAUUUGUUGCAUGAAAACGCAAACGCUGUGGCAAUUUCACUUUCAUUCGCCGAACGUGCGCGUACCACGGCAGACGUGCAACUCACUUGCAACGCACGACGCGAAGCAAUAAACACUGAACGCAACGAUCCGUCGCGAUCAAGGAGCAACUCGAAGGAUAUUGCUAAAGAAGAGUGUUGAAGAAAUAAUAAUUAUUGUGUGCAAACAAGAAAGAAAUUCAAUGUGUUGCAAUUAAAAUUAUUAAAAAAUUAGUAUACAAACAACAACAAAAAAUAGCAACAAAAUCAUAAUUUGUUUUGUCACAAUUUGCAACUGCCACAGUUGCCAGCAGCUCUUGCUACAACAACUCGUUCGAUAUUUGCUGCGCUUGUUGCAUAUUUUAAUCUGCCACAUUGUGUUGCAGUUGUGCAGUGCUGUGCGGUUUUCUUUCGCAAUUUCUUUCGCGCUCGUCAAAUUUCUUUUUCACGGUCAUCAAAGUUAACACGAAAAUAAACAAAUUCGAUUUUGUUCGUGUGAUUAAUUUGUGAAACUAAGUGAAACGAUUUUUUUGAUUUUUUGUUGAGUUUAUGACACCCUGUGUAAGUGGUGUAGUGUGUGUGCUGUCCACAAUAACCGCUGAUUGUUUUGAGUUGCAGUGACAAUUACUCCAGUGCAUAGUGGCCUUACAUGCCACCAGCGAUCGUUUUUUUGUUUCUCAACAUUGUCGGCGUAUUUGUGCGCAAUUUAAAGCGUUGUAAUGUUAACAAAACUGCCGUUACCAGCUGUCAUCUGCGUAUUUUUAUUAACCGCAACAAUAGCAGCGGUAACAACAACAACCAACACCACAACAACCGCAAGAGUGCACGGUAUCGCCGAAAGUACAACAUCAAGGGGCAAAGCAACAACCACAGCGGAAAUAACAACAAAUGGAAAUGGAAGUAAAAGUGUGAGUAGAAGCAGAAGUCAACAAGAUGUCGGCACUACACCGCUAGAUACGCCAAAAUUUGGCAACAAAAUCAACGCCGUGUCAGAGGGUGUGCGACGUGCCGAGACGACAACUUCGCUACUACCGCUGCAACCACCUUUCAAUGUGACAAGCACCACAACAAGCAAUUUCCUCACACCAACGAGUGGCAAGAGAUCCGCCAGGCUCCAGCAGGGAAGCGCCACACCACCUCAGCCCCAGUCGGCAACUCAGGCACAAUUGCUUUCGUCCCAGCCCACGAAAUCAGGAACAUCUUCAGCUUCUGCUACAGCUAUAAAUUCGACGGAGCGUUCUUCAUUGACUCGCGCGUUAAGACAGUCAAAUGUCAAUGUGGAGAAUGUUGCCGUUGUUGUCAGAAAUGACAGUAACACAUUGCAACAUGACAGCACGAAAAAGGGUAUUCCAAAAGUCGUUGAGUUGAUGCCAGCGCCGGUUGUAGAGAUCUACAAUGAAAAUGAAACGAGCUCCGAUCCGAACAUUGAUAAAACUCUACGCCAAGGGCCGAAGACAAGCGACUACAUACAUUUCGAUAUAACUGAAGAAGAUGGUAACAUACAAGCAAAGGCGGCACCAACUCGAGAAACACGAAUGGAAACAGUGAACGAAGUGCUCUCCAAUCUCUUUCCGAAUGGCUUCACAGAUAUCUUUCGCUUCAGUUAUGCCUCAGAACAGUCGACGCCAGCGAGUAUUGCAACACCGGGUACAGAAGAAACGUCGAAACCCAUAUCUGCAGCAACACAGGAGACAACACCGGAGGCAAAGCUAACAACAGCGCCUAGUAGUACAAAAACAACUAUCACAACGACAACAGAGAAGGCAAGCGAAGCACCCACAAAAGCUUUUUACCGCUAUGAGACAAGUGUCUCCAAGGAAUAUAGACGCGAACUACGUCCCGGACAUACAGAGAUAGUGGUGGAGAAGCUACAGUUGUUGCCACGCAGCGCCAACGUCGGUAGUGAGGAGUUUAGUGAUGGCAGCAAUCUGAUAACCAAAGACGAUUUGUUGCGCAUCAAUCGUGCGGCCGCAGAUGCGCCAGUCUUACCGAGUUUGUUAAUGAAUCCGAGUCAAGAUAAUUCUAAUGGUACUACGGCGAAUCAGUCGAAAAAGCAGACACCAAUUAUUAUACUGAACGAUGAUGAUAGCGCCGACAUGGAGGGCAUAAGCGCCGAAGACAAUCUCAUUGCAGAGUCACAGAAUGUAGGUCAACGUGUGUAUCAGCGUUUGCCGUUGGAUGAUAAGCCAAGAUAUGGUUAUAAAGUGGGCGUACAAAGACAACGCCCACAACCCGAGUCGGAAGUGAACGUAAGAAUUGUGCACGACGAAGCGCCUAACUUGUCAGAUUCCAUAAGUCAACAACCGAUUUUUGUGCUGGAGGAACAGCAGUCAGAGCAACAAGCCGAGGAUGGCAAGGACGAGACAUUUGGAGAAACAUCAAAGCCCAGCCAACAACUCGACAACUUUCAGAAGCAUGCUGAACAGAGUUUCCAUCAGCUGAGUCCAAAACCGGAAGCACCUUCACGUCACUUCUUGCGCAACUUCAAUCCUGUGCUCUCGUCUGGUGGGACAGCCACCUCAACCCCGAAGGGAUCCUUUCACUAUGAAUCCAAUGCGCUACAGCCGAUCAUCUUCAUACAAGCUAAUAAGCAAAGUGCGGAAUCUGGUGCAGGUGCUAGAAAAUUUCAAAAUGUUGUCCAGACUGAGGGGGCGACUCAAGCUCAGAAGCAAUCGCCUCCACAGUUGCCACGCCUACCACUGCUGCAAUACGAUAAGGAUGCCGCGCAGAUACGCUAUGUGAAGGAGCAACAAAUUAUACAGCAGCAACAACAAUUACUACAACAACAACAACAGUUUUUGCUGCAACAGCAACAACAAGAGCAACAACGUCAGCAACAGCAGCGGCUUAUAAAACAACAACAAGACUUGCAGUGGCAAGAGAAGCAACAACAGCAGCAAAGGCAACAACAACAACAGCAACAGCAACAAGAAAUACAAGAACAACAACAGCAAAAAAUACAAGAACAGCAACUCCAACAGCACCGAAUACAAGAGCAACAACAACAGCAGCAACAAUUUUCAGCUGAUAAGCGGCAACAACAACUUGACCAAUCAACAUCACAACUUGAACAACAGCAACAAUUGCAACAGUUCUACCAAGAGCUGCAACAACGCCAACCACAACAUCAACAGCAGCAGCAGCAAGCAGUGCAUCAGCACUAUGCGAUUUACCAACAACAUCCGCCACCACAUGAGUACAAACAGACACAACAACAACAGCAGAUCCAAUAUGGUAAGCAACUUGAGCAGCAACAAGCGAUCGAGUUGACUCUAAAGUUGCAGCAGCUGCAAGAGCAAGAACAGAUAAGAAUGCAAAAACAAAAGCUUCAAGAACAAGAACAACUUAGAAUCCAACAACGACAACAACAGCAAAAACUAGAACAACUUAGAAUCCAACAACAGCAGCAGCAAAACCAAGAACAACUUAGAAUCCAACAACAGCAGCAGCAAAAACAAGAACAACUUAGAAUACAACAACAGCAGCAGCAAAAACAAGAACAACUUAGAAUACAACAACAACAAGCGCAGCAACAACAACAAGCACAAGAUGAAGCGCAAAGACAAAGUUAUCAACAACAACAUCAGUCAACGUCAUUUCAGUGGUCGGCCACACAAACACCAUCUCAACAGCAGGAACAACAACAAUAUUCCAGUCAGCCCAAAGCUUCUCAUCCAAUUUCUAAGCUGCACACCCAAAUAUCUGGUGAUUCCGUAGCCGCAUCCGCAUCCUUGGAUCAUCAGGCCUACCAUUAUCCUUUAGCUGCACCUCAAACUCAUAGGGCUCCAGCCACACCCACACCUCACAGCGUCGUCUUUGUUACGCUACACACGCCCACUUUGCAAUCACAGUCCAUUAAAGCACACACCUCACCACCCGCUCAAGAGUCUCAACCCGCUUACAGCCAGAAAUCACCUCAUGAAUACGUCUCGGCAGCGUUGAGUGGAGCGGCGAAAGCUCAGCCGACAAAACCUGUGCCACCAACACCAGCUGCGAUAGUUCGACGUCCACAUGGUGGCUACACAUUUGUCGAAGUACAAAAAUCUGUGAAUAUCCACAACAAACUGAUCACCGAGAAAGACGGCAAGUUGGUCGAAGAACACGAAACAAUUUAUCCAUUGCCACAGUAUCCAGCGCAGCAAUUUCGGCAGCAGAAGCAAUCAGUUGAGGCGCAAUCUUUACCACAACCGGCUGCGGCACCACCACAAUCGCACCAGCAAACGACACAGGCUUCAAACCCCGCUGCAUCGGAAGCGCCAGCAAAUCGAGCUGAGGUCCCAUAUACACACUAUCCUGUGCAGUAUGCGCAACAACUAUCACUGAUUGAGGAGGGCGUGCAUCCGACUGACUACUAUCUUGUGCCCAAGGAGUAUGCAUCGCUCGCGGCCAAUCCAAUUAAUGUGCAGCACAUCGAUGAGUCCGAACAGCAAGAGGAAGCUUCAUCUUAUGCUCACAUGCAGCAAGCUUUGCCACAGCCUAACCAUUCUCAGUCGUUUGCCCAUUCUCAUGGCGGCCACGAAGGCGGUCAGCAUCAGCAACAACCAGAACAUCCACAGCAGCAACAACACCCACAACAGUACGUGCAACAUGUACAGCAAAAUUAUGCUCAAGCACCCGAGACACAACAAGAUCCACACCCGUCACAACAACAAAUACAACAUGCUCCUAACGAACAACAUACUCAAGAAGUACAUCAUCAACUGCCACCACAACCACAUGCGGCAGAACAUCCGCCAGUUAUAGAAAAGGAGAUUGUCGAACAAGUGGUCACAAAGCAGGUUGAGAAAAUAGUUGAGCGUCCAGUACAUGUACCCUACCCAGUGCAUGUACAGCAAUACAUCGAUCGUCCAUAUCCGGUACAAGAGAUCGUCGAAACACACAUACCGGUGCCAUAUCCGGUGCCCGAACCAGUGGCCGUGCCAGUGCAUGUGGAACGCUAUAUUGAUCGUCCAUACCCUGUAGAAAAGAUCGUGGAGAAGCGCAUACCAUAUCCGGUAGAAAAAGUUGUCGAAAAGAUUGUGGAGAAAGAAAUUCCCAUCGAAGUUGAAAAAGUCGUUGAGAAGCUCGUAGAUCGGCCAGUACCCAUACCUAUACGUGUACCAGUCGCUGUACCCGUACCGUAUGCGCAACAGCCAUUACCUGAAUAUAAUGAAAAUACCGAUAUUUACGGUCCCGCAUACCAUCCACAUCCGAAUGCUCUCGGCGGUUGGUCCGAUCAUACUGGAUUAAGCGAUUACGGCGGACGCUUACCAACAAAUCUUCAGAUACCGCCGAAAGUUUUGCAAAACUACUAUACACGCAUGCUGAAGAAACUCUUGCCACAAGCAUUGGGACAUCGUGGUACGCCCUCAACUGCAUCAUCAACCACAAACACUGUUUACACCCACACACAGGCGCGUGCUAAAAAACCUACAACAAGCGCUGCGACCACAAAACAACCGAAGUCCGUCUCGCCCAGCAGCUCGUCAAACAAACAGCACUCAUUCAAGAUCGGCGAUAUACGUUUCGAUUUGAAGCCACCACCACCGCCACCAACUGGCCCGGAAUGGACGAAAGGUGCACGCUACAUUUAUAACACCCUCCCGCACGAUCUGCCAGUGGCCGAUUCAGACGACGCUGAACAGUUAACGGAAACAUAUAACGCUCCUUUUGGUGCACCCAACGAAGCCUACGAUGAGUUUCAACGCUGGCGCAAUGGACACACCUUGAAGCGCAGUCCGAACUUCGGUAGAAACUUACAAAUGGAAUAUGGUUUCAAGCCGCCACUGGUACCCUCUGUGGAGAUCAACGAUCAGGGUAUACCAUUGAAUGCCGAGGAAAAGAAGACGGAGCAGUAGUUGAAGGUCCGAAUUGCGACUAUUGCGGUGCAUAUAUAAUAUAUUUAUU
Zeugodacus cucurbitae (melon fly) is the source of this 5914-nucleotide messenger RNA. RefSeq lists its product as uncharacterized. The record is from RefSeq and is a predicted model, not a curated record. NCBI's taxonomy places the organism in Eukaryota, Metazoa, Arthropoda, Insecta, Diptera, Tephritidae. The coding region runs from base 748 to 5865 and encodes 1705 amino acids. The transcript has 4 exons.